Molecule: messenger RNA, 1025 nt
Organism: Coffea eugenioides
Lineage: Eukaryota; Viridiplantae; Streptophyta; Magnoliopsida; Gentianales; Rubiaceae
Product: transcription repressor OFP12-like
Exons: 1
Coding region: 160-876 (238 amino acids)
Biological process (GO): negative regulation of DNA-templated transcription
Source: RefSeq, a predicted model, not a curated record
AACAGUGAACGCACUGCAUCUAUCUAUCCUCCCCAAUUCCACCUCUCCAACUCAAAAAACUCAUCAUAUCAUACCAAUAAUCAUAUUCCCUCCCUCCCUUCUCCCUGAGUCCAAAGUGGAGAGUGUAAAUUAAGCAAGAAGAUUAUAGGGCGAGAAAAAAUGCCAAGCAAUCUGGGAAGAAACAUAAAUCUUUGCUUCACAAAUAUCACGGCACCCUCAUCUCCCCAAUCCUCGAUCCAAGCUGAGCACAGCCGUUCCCUAUCCAGCUCCGCAGCAUCAGUCCUCAUCAAGAACUUCAACUCCCUCUACGAUUUCACUUUUGACUGCACCACCUAUUCCAAGUCCUUUCCCCACCCCACGUCCGCCACCACCACCUCCGACGACGACCUCUCCUCCUCCGAAUCCUACACCACCUCCUCCACCCCGGACUUCUCCACCGUCUUCGCAUCCCAACGCUUUUUCUGCUCCUCUCCUGGCCGUUCUAACUCCAUCAUAGACUCCUCAUCGUCCCUAUCGUCAACCUCCUCGUCGUCUCCGGGCAUCCCGACCGAACCCGACAGCGUCGUGGGAGGAAGCAUUGCUGUUGCGACCUAUUCGCCAGACCCUUUCAUGGACUUUCGACGGUCCAUGCAAGAAAUGGUGGAGGCCCAUGACCUGAUCGACGUUGCAGCCAAUUGGGACUACUUGCACGAGCUUCUCACCUGCUAUCUGUCUCUCAAUCCCAAGAGAACCCACAAAUUCAUCGUCGGAGCUUUUGCCGAUCUUCUUGUCAGUCUCAUUACUUCAUCAUCACCAGAUGAUGAGCGCUGCCGCUGUACGAAAUCAAAAUUCUCCGAUGAUGGUCGUAAGAUGUCAGGCAUGGGUGGACGGAUGUGAAAUUUUUGCGGGCCCCUAGCCAUUAAUUAAGAUCACGUCAUUGUUUUAGGGAGGAAAGGCGUUCAAGGUAAUAAGGUGGUGAAUGGAUAGCAAUGAGAGUCGAAUCUCUGCAUCUUUUUGAGGAAAGAAAAGAAUACGAGUGGCUGCAA